Messenger RNA from Candida albicans SC5314, 390 nucleotides. RefSeq lists its product as uncharacterized. The record is from RefSeq and is a predicted model, not a curated record. The coding region runs from base 1 to 390 and encodes 129 amino acids. The transcript has a single exon. Lineage: Eukaryota; Fungi; Ascomycota; Pichiomycetes; Serinales; Debaryomycetaceae.
AUGAAAUUUACUACAAUUGCUGCUGCUGCCUUUAUUGCUUGUUCCGUUGAAGCUACUUUUCUCCCACUUUUGAAGCUUGGUGGAGGUUGGAAAGGUGGUAACAAUGAACCUCCAUGUGAUACCCCAGCUCCUCCACCUCCACCACCACCACCAGCUCAAACUACUCCAUGUGAUACACCUCCAGCUCCACCAGCACCAACCACCCCUUGUGACACUCCUCCAGCUGAAACUACCCCAUGUGACACUCCCCCAGCUCAACCAACUCCAUGUGAAACCGAAGGCGGUUCAGGCGGUAAUGGUGGUUCCGGAGGCUACGGUGGUGGUGGUAUUAUUGGUAGUAUCAUUGGUAAAAAAGUCAAAUUUAUUGAAGGUUUAUUGGGUGGCCAUUAA